CCAACUCUCAGCCCUAACACACAAAAUCAACCCUGAGUUGGACUCAAAACUAUGCAAUUGCAAGUCAGUACCAACCUUGGCUUUAAGCUUUAAUCCAACCUUCAAAACCCACUACGAAUCUCCACUUUCUUCAUCAUUAUCCUCGUUGUCAAGACUGGUUCUCAAGACUGAUCUCUCCCAAAUCAGCUUUUUUCUCUCCUCUUGCGAUCCCUAGCUUCACAUCCUCGAACAGAUCAUCGAGGGUGAUCUCAAAUGCCCUCUCAAAUCCAAUUUCAUUAAACUCGUCUUCACCUUCGACAAAUUCCAAACCUUCGAUUUUUACUUCUCCAAAAUUAGUCUCACCAAUCCCAGUCUAUUAACUCUUAUCUUCGGCAAUUGCGGCCCUGAUCUCGAAAUCUCCAUGAAUGUUCGAUCUGAAAUGCACCACAUCGACUCCAAAUCCAAUCGUCGCGACUACUUGUCCGCUAGUUGAGAACUUGAAAGCUCUGCUUGAGGUCGAGAAAGACAAUGUUUCUAACCAGUGGAAACACAUAGUUUUCUUCUUUGCAAAUCAGCAAACUCGACUUGGGAUUCCUAAUAAGCUUGAACCGGUAGAGGAAUCAAAGUUUGUGAUUGAAGCCAAGACAAUCCAGAGAAUGGAGCUUCUUGGCCUGGGUGUUGGAAAGUAUAGGUUAAUCAUGUCAAAAUCAAUGUGCCUUUUGUUUAGAAACUUAUAUAUGACAUAGUUUUUGGACAGGUUAGAACUUUUUGAACAAUUAAAAUUUAAGGAUAGUUCUUUUUAGAUAGUUUUGAAUUAAGGUUAGUUUUUGAAUGUUUGGAAUGUAUAUAUUGACAAUUUUUUAAUGUUCAUAAUUUAUGGAUAUAGUUUAUUUGUUAUGCUUGAAAUAAUAUU
Messenger RNA from Camellia sinensis, 892 nucleotides. Its product is annotated as callose synthase 9. NCBI's taxonomy places the organism in Eukaryota, Viridiplantae, Streptophyta, Magnoliopsida, Ericales, Theaceae. The record is from RefSeq and is a predicted model, not a curated record.